AUGGGAAAUGAUUCAGCUAUGACUGAAUUCUUCCUGGUGGGGCUUUCUCAAUACCCAGCACUCCAGUUUUGUCUUUUCAUGCUCUGCCUCAUCAUGUACACGAUCAUCUCUGGAAAUAGCCUCAUUAUCAUCAGCAUACUGGAUUCUUGCCUCCACACUCCCAUGUAUUUCUUCCUUGGAAACCUCUCAUUCUUAGACAUCUGUUAAAUGUCAUCAUCCCCCCCAAUGCUCAUUAUAUUUAGGUCUGAGAGAAAAUCCAUCUCUUUCAUUGGCUGUGCUCUGAAGAUGGUUGUCUCUCUUGGGUUAUGUUCCACUGAGUGUGUCCUCCUGGCUGUGAUGGCAUAUGAUUGAUAUGUGGCCAUUUUCAACCCCCUAAGGUACCCCAUCAUCAUGAACAGGGUGCUGUAUGUGCACAUGGAUACAUGAUCUUGGAUCAUAGGUUGUCUGACUUCUCUAUCACAAAUAAUUAUAACAAUGAUAUUGCCUUUCUGUGGUAAUAAUAUCAUUGAUCAUAUGACCUGUGAGAUCUUGGCCCUUCUUAAACUCAUCUGUUCAGAUAUUACCAUCAAUGUGAUUAUCAUGACAGUGACAAAUAUUGUUAUACUGGUGAUUCCUAUACUAUUAAUUUUCAUCUAUGUUUUCAUCCUCUCUUCCAUCCUGAGAAUUAAUUCUGCUGAAGGGAGAAAAAAAGUCUUUUCUAUAUGUCCAACCCACCUGAGUAUGGUCAUCUUGUUCUAUGGUUCAGCCCUUUUUAUGUACAUGAAGCCCAAGUCAAAGGACACAAACACUUCUGAUGAGAUCACUGGACUGUCUUAUGGAGUGGUAACCCCAAUGUUGAACCCCAUCAUCUACAUCUUGAGAAAUAAGCAGGUGAAAGAACCUGUGAAGAAAGUCCUGAGUCAACACUUGCAUCUAUGGAAAAUGUGA
Cervus elaphus (red deer) is the source of this 927-nucleotide messenger RNA. Its product is annotated as olfactory receptor 13D1. Gene Ontology annotation, cellular component: membrane. The record is from RefSeq and is a predicted model, not a curated record. Gene Ontology annotation, biological process: G protein-coupled receptor signaling pathway. NCBI's taxonomy places the organism in Eukaryota, Metazoa, Chordata, Mammalia, Artiodactyla, Cervidae. Gene Ontology annotation, molecular function: G protein-coupled receptor activity; olfactory receptor activity.